UAGAAUCAUACGAUUUGUAUAGAAAGCUGAUUCAUAUCCAGCUUAUGCUUCUUCACUCGCUAUUAUUAUUCCUCUCUCUUCUUUCUGGAAUUUGGGGUUGAUUUUGGAUCAAAUCUAAGCUCUGAUUGGGAUGGCAUCGGCGGCGUCAGGGAAGGUGGAGAAGGGGCACCAGCUCUACAGGGAGGGCAAGUACAGGGAGGCUCUUCUCUUCUACACCGAGGCUCUCUCGGCGGCUAAGUCCAAGUCCCAGAAGAUCGCUCUUCACAGCAACCGCGCCGCCUGUUAUUUGAAAUUGCACGAUUUCAAACAGGCAGCAGAAGAAUGCACGUGGGUGCUGGAGCUUGAUCAGAAACACAGCGGUGCUUUGAUGCUCAGGGCCCAGACUUUAGUCACUCUUAAAGAUUACCAUUCUGCUCUUUUUGAUGUCACCAGGCUCUUGGACUUGAACCCUGAUUCUGAUGUUUACCAAAACCUCGAGUCUCGCUUGAGGACGCAGUUGUCCCUUGCUCCAAUUCCUGAAUCUGAAGCAGAGUUGGAAGACGAUGAAGAACAAGAAGACACAGCUGAACAGUCAACUAGGAAAGAUGAGAUAUUAGAUAAGAGGUUUGAGUCAUUAGUUUCCAUCACAAGACAUGUAAGAAACAAGGGGGAAGAAGUCUUUGCACCUAAAACACCUGAGGUUAGAGAAGACAAGAGCAAGGACGAUGGGUCAUUCUCCAAUGCAUGGCAAGCCAUCCCUAAGCCCAAGGGUCAUUCCACACUCGAUUAUGCCCGUUGGAAUACAGUUCAAAACCACGACUCCAGCGAAGAUGAUGACAGCGAUGAAGACAGUGACGAGGAGGAUCAGCCUCAGUACAGAUUCCGUGUUAGAACCGUCGGUGUGCGUCCUGUGAAGUGAUAAAAAAAGGUGUAGAUCAUAGGGACGUGGAUGGUUUCUUUCUUUCCUUCACUACCCUGAUAUUGUUGUUGUUGCACACAAGAGCUGUGAAAAGAGAAAAGCCAGCCAUAAGAUAGCAGCAGACUGUUCAUGUCCUGUGAAGUAGUGAUGUGAUGUUAUACAUUUUCGUUAAGAAAACACAUGUAUAAGUCUAGAUGUGAUGUCACAGUAUACAAGAGGACCAUUAUCAAAUGAAAUAUUUCCUUGUUCUUUUGGUCAA
Messenger RNA from Brassica oleracea var. oleracea, 1157 nucleotides. RefSeq names its product protein unc-45 homolog A. Gene Ontology annotation, molecular function: protein binding. The transcript has 3 exons. Lineage: Eukaryota; Viridiplantae; Streptophyta; Magnoliopsida; Brassicales; Brassicaceae. The record is from RefSeq and is a predicted model, not a curated record. The coding region runs from base 131 to 898 and encodes 255 amino acids.